AUGGCUUCGUCAAACCCACCGAAGGUUUCAGCUCUUCAGAAAAUUGUCCAGAAUCAUCUGGAGUGUGGUAUUUGCUAUGAGCAAUAUACUGAUCCCAGAGUUCUUGACUGUCUGCACAGCUUCUGUAAAACCUGUUUGCAGAAAUACCAGUCUACCAACUACAAAGAUGCUACGAUGCUUAUUUGUCCCGUGUGUCGAAAAAAGACAAAACUUCAUCAGAAAGAUGUUCAAGCUCUCAAGACUAACUUCAACAUAACUGGUCUUGCAGAUCAACUGAAGCUGGUCAGCUUAUCUGAAGACAACCAUUGGGUUUGUAAACUAUGUAAGUACAAAAAUGAGGCAACUCAUUUCUGUUUUGACUGCCCUGCGAUAUUUUGUGCAAACUGCUACAAAGUGCACCAGAAAAGCCACACAGUAAACACUUUGAAAGACAUAAGUGAUGGGAAGAUUGCAAGCAAAGACAGAAAACCAAAACGCCGUCCAGAAUGCCAAACUCAUGAAGGUGAAGUGAUGUGGUUCUACUGUACAACAUGUGAUGUGAUGAUUUGCCAAGUUUGUACUGUCAUAGAUCACUGUAAACCACAACAUGAGUAUAUUGACUGCAACCAAGCCUCAUCCACAUACAAACAGUCAUUGGCUCAACUCUUUACUCCCCUUGAAGAAACCAUGAAGAAGCUUGAACAAUCUCAAGCAACUGCCUCAACAAUGAAAGACAACCUAAACAUUGCAGCUAAGAGAACCAUGGCAGAGGUGAAGAAAAGAGCUGAUGAGAUCAGGGCUGAGGUAACAGCUCAAGAAAGACGCAUCAUGGAUGAAAUACAAACGAUCCUUAAAGAUCGCAGCAGGAAAUUGGAGGAAUUUGAGCAAGCAGUGAGGGUAAACUUGCAGCAAAUACAGCAAUCAUUGCAGAACGCCAAAGAUGUCAGCAAGAAUUCAUUAGCUCCUGACUUCCUUGCAGUCUAUUCUACUAUCAGUCAGGACUUGAAGGGACUCAGAGAUCAAAAUCAACCCAAGAUAGAUUUGACCCUUUCCCAUCUGAGAUUCACCCCAGGGGUUUGUGACAUCUCCCUCGGUAAUCUGAUUAAGGAGCCAAGGUGGGAGCUUUGUUUGGAGUAUGAUAAAGGAAUCAAUGGGGCUGUGGGUAUUGACGCCUCUAUUCCUGGGGAUGAGAUGGCAGUGGCAAAUUACGGGAAUAGCAGAGUGGUAAUCUACGACACUACGGGACACCAGAAGAAAACUAUCGACCUACCACGAGGUCCAUUCGCUGUUGCUGCAUUCAAGAAUCAGUUAGUGAUUGUAGAUGGGACCAACCCUGUCAAGAUGUACAAUAGGAAUGGCAACAAGAUGUUUGAAUUCCACACAGUGCCUCAUAGUGAGGUGGGCAAGACAACAGUAUACCUCCGCAGUGUAGCAGUCAUAAAGGAUACAAUCAUGGUCGGGGAUUGGAAGAGGUCAGUUAUAACUAAACACAGAUCCAGUGAUGGUUCACUCAUUGACACUGUUACAGUUCAGACUAAACCUUGGUACUUGGCCAUUGACAGCAAGGACAGAGUUGUAGUCAGUGGGAGCAGUCAACAACAAGUAGACAUUGUUGGAGUUGAUGGUGGUACACUUGUUAGCAUCAAUCCAAAGAUCAAUAGUCAACCAGUUGGAUACUGCGGAGGUGUAUGCUGUGACAGCUCAGCUAUCUAUAUUGCAGUGAGCAAUGGGGUAGGCACUGGUCAUAUUCAUCGGUAUGACACUCGGGGUAGAUUUCUCAGCUGUAUUGCUCAGGGUCUGUACAACCCAUGGGGAAUCUCAUUGACAUCAGAUGGUCAGCAGCUUGCAGUGGCAGACAACAAAUCAGUGAAGAUUUAUAACAAGGUGGAAUGUUAACUGAUUAUGAUGAUACUGGUAAGAGAAAUAAAUGCUACAAGUACAACAUGUACAUUGACAUGUAAUGACCACAGAGUGUCCAGACAGCUCAAUAAAAAUCAAUCAAGAAUU
This is a messenger RNA of Asterias rubens (European starfish), 1986 nucleotides long. RefSeq names its product E3 ubiquitin-protein ligase TRIM56-like. Lineage: Eukaryota; Metazoa; Echinodermata; Asteroidea; Forcipulatida; Asteriidae. The transcript has 2 exons. Bases 1 to 1875 code for a protein of 624 amino acids. Gene Ontology annotation, molecular function: zinc ion binding; ubiquitin-protein transferase activity. The record is from RefSeq and is a predicted model, not a curated record. Gene Ontology annotation, biological process: positive regulation of DNA-templated transcription. Gene Ontology annotation, cellular component: nucleoplasm; chromatin.